AUAGUUCAAGAGAAUGAUGUAGUCAAAGUCGUGAGAUAAAGGAAAUUUGGAGGAGAAACUCUAAACUUGAACUGGAUCUUCCAUAAAUUAUGCAUUAAGAAUCACUACAAAAAAACUAUUGCUAAAAACUGAACUUUAUAGUGUAAAAAAUGAACUUCAACAUAUGAGUGAAUUUAACAAAGAAUUUGACAUACAUUGAAAAAAAUAUCAUUGAAAGUCACCGAACUGUGGAGGACUAAGGUUUCAUCAAUAAAGCGUGUGUAUGAACACACGUGGGAUUAAUCUAUUUGUACACUGUUCUACCACUGGCUGAAGUCUAGUGGUGGAACAGUGGCACUGCAAAUAGAACCUGUUCUAGAAAGGUAGAAGCCAGAAAAAGUCCGCAACAUCAUCAACAGCUUCACAACUUGGCCAUCAAGGUGCCCCUGAAAUUCCGCUUCAUGUGUUUCCCAAUCGCCAUAGUGUGACAUUUCAGAUAGGAAAUAAUCUCAUGAUUUAAUGUUGGAAGGCUUAUUUACACUGCCGAUGCACUUUGCAAUGUUGGUCAGUUAAUCCUUUUUUCCUGAAUCACAUUUGCUGGUUUCUGGUGGUUUUGCCACUCGAUGCCUCAGCCAGACCCCUUCACACUCUAGAGAAUCCAAAUGCUUUUGUACAUUUUAAGUUUCGCUGCAUACGACUGAGUUGACAAAUAAGGAAGAGUUCCUGAAAACAGGGAAGCAGACUCUUGUUGUGUCUGCCAUCUUGUUGGGUGGGAAUCGUUUCUUCAUAGUUUCACACCUGCUUAAAACGACAAUGGUGAAGAACAGACUUGUUUACAUCGGUUUCUGCCUCUCUGUUCUUUCGGGUCACAUUCAGCGACUAUUACUAUGUCAACAUUAACUACAAAGUGCCUGGAUAACAGUUUGUUGGUGGUCAAGGCCAACAGAUAAGACCUUUCAUUCAUAGGUGACUAUGUGUGUGUGUUUGGGGGGGGGGCACAAAGCAAUGUUUCCCUAUGACUGACCUGUCUCGUGGUGCGCUUCCACCCAGUAGUCCGGGCCUGAAAGACUCCGGGUUCCUUUUCCCCCCUGGGCUCCCUUGCGUCCCCAUCGAGUACACUUUUAAGGGUAGUUUAAAGGUGCAGACAUUAGAAAUGUAGUAACGGAUAUAUAACAUUAGUAUGCAUAUAGAAACACACACAGUCGCUGCUGGAUCUAGAGGAAGAGGACAUGUCUCAUCCUCCAAAAGGAAGGAGCUGCAUCAAAUGAAACUAUUGGAAUCAAUAUGUUGCAAUAUUUCUGUUGUUUUAGGAGUUUUUUUAAACUUGCUGCUGCGAUGUCCGGCUGGACUCCCGCAGGAGGUAACGCUCUGCGCUGAACUUCUGCUGAGCACAGUGAUCCGUGAAAACAUUUCAUUCACUUGUUUUGGAUUCCAACUGCCACACAUGACUGAAAGCUUUUGUAAUGUAUUCACAAUAUUGGUCCCAUUGUCGAGACUCGGUACAGAAACGGACUCUUCAAUACCCCUUUUGCUCACUCACUGCCACCCAAACAGCGGCAUCUUGGGCGUGUCACAGGCUUUGGGAAACCUCUUCUGACUGCUCUCAGUGGUGGAAACGCCAAAAACUAAGACCCGCACCACUCGGUGGAAAAUGUUUGGGUCUAUGGCCACAGUUCCUAGAGAAGGAGUGUGGUACUGUAUGAGAAGUAUGAGGGGUCUGUGCAGGGUGCGAAUGUGGACUGAGGGACUGGAGAAGUCAAGACAGAUGAGUUCAUCAUCACAGCUUCUCCAACAUUCUGUUUGAUGUCAACACCACCAUUCAAUUACACCUGACUUCAUAUCCAUGUCUCAUCCACAGCCUGUAGCCAAGGGUCUGGUGUCUGUUGGGGGCGCUGAAACGCUCAAGACGAAACAUAUUUUCUCAUGUUUCUGUCACAAAUUUUGCCGUUAAUGUGCCCAUCUCUGAUGGUCUGGGUGGAACAACGCUUUGAUUCACCUGCUGCCAUGAUCAAUCCUGUUUUCUGUACUCCAUGAAUGAUUUUAUUGUUUAUCCAUGGGGCGGAACUUUGACUCAGUGUUGACGGUGAAUGUACGUGUGGCUGCUUGUGGAAUGUCUCCAGGCCGUCGCAUCUGGGAGCGGCGGUUGGCUUUUUGACACUUUUCAUCGAGUAAACAGAACUUCAGUUCAUUUGAUCGACAUAACAUUAAACAUUUUGAAAAAAAUAAGAUUACGACAUGAAGUCAUCACCAGGUUUUGGAGGCCAGAAACACCUCAGAGGUUUCGACAGUAAAGGAUUACUGCACCUAUUUACUUGAGCUGCUGCCCCUGCGACCCGACUUCAAACAUUUCUCGCAUUCGGCAGGUGAUAUAUUUUUUAUUUUCACCGGAUAAUUUUGUCAGUCCAGAGUUGCAGUAGUAGGUGGACCACCACCUGGACUGUCUCGUGCCUUGCUCAUGGGCAACAGUAGAGUAACCAACUUUCUUCUUGGUCGAUGAAUCCACGGUGCGUCAGAUUCGGGGGAAAGGCGGUAAAUGUGAUGCUGCUCAAUGAUGCGUUCAAAUACAGCUCGGAAACCGCAAAUGUUUCCUCCACCUGCUUCAGCGACCAUCCCGAAACGGCCACUAUUUCUUCCAAAAGCGGCCCUUCGAUUCAAAUGCAUUCUUUCUCAGAGACGCCUAGAAUUGAGAGUGACGCAGUCGAGCGUCUGCGGCUCCGCUGAGGACUGCGAGUGGGACAAAAUCCCACGUCGCCUGCGGCCCGUGAAGGCGUCAUAAGCGCGCACAGCGGAGGCAGGCCGGUGAUUUUCCACUGCCGCUCCAGUCUCCGGUCCCACCGCUGCUGGAGACAAAGGUCAGAAAGAGAGGCUUAUAAAUAGGGUACAAGAGGAUCCCGGAGACGCAGUCAGUCUCACGGACACCUGAGAACGCGGAGCAGACUCACGGACAAGGGAACGCGCGCACAAAGGAGAAUAAAAGGACAAAAAGCAAAUCACAUCUUCGCAGCAGAAUGGCUCAAAAAGAGAAGCUUCAGUGCCUGAAGGACUUCCACAAGGACACCCUGAAGCCGUCGCCCGGCAAAAGCCCCGGCACCCGGCCUGAGGACGAGGCAGAGGGCAAGCACCCGCAGCGGGAGAAGUGGGCCAGCAAGCUGGACUUUGUUCUGUCUGUGGCCGGAGGCUUCGUCGGUUUAGGGAACGUUUGGCGUUUCCCGUACCUCUGCUACAAGAACGGUGGAGGUGCUUUCCUCAUCCCCUACUUCAUCUUCCUGUUUGGCGGAGGUCUGCCCGUCUUCUUCCUGGAGGUCGCUCUGGGUCAGUUCACGUCGGAGGGCGGCAUCACCUGCUGGGAGAAGCUGUGCCCCAUCUUCACUGGUAUCGGUUACGCCUCCAUCGUGAUCGUGUCUCUGCUGAACAUCUACUACAUCGUGAUUCUGGCCUGGGGCCUCUAUUACCUGUUCCAGUGCUUUCAGCCGGAGCUGCCGUGGGCAAAGUGCAAUCAGCCCUGGAACACUGACCGUUGCAUCGAGGACACGUACCGCAAGAACAAAACCGUCUGGCUGGCAGUGAACGCCUCCAACUUCACCUCCCCCGUCACCGAGUUCUGGGAACACAAUGUGCUGGGAAUCACCAACGGGAUCGAGGAGAUCGGCUCCAUCAAGUGGGACCUGGCUCUAUGCCUGCUGCUGGUUUGGGUCAUCUGCUUCUUCUGCAUCUGGAAGGGUGUGAAGUCGACUGGGAAGGUGGUCUACUUCACGGCCACGUUCCCGUUCGUCAUGCUCAUCGUGCUGUUGAUCCGUGGAGUGACCCUGCCCGGUGCUGCCGAAGGCAUCAAGUUCUACCUUUACCCCGACCUGGCCCGUCUGAAGGACCCAGAGGUUUGGAUCGACGCCGGCACACAGAUCUUCUUCUCGUACGCCAUCUGUCUGGGGGCCAUGACGUCUUUGGGAAGCUACAACAAGUACAAAUACAACUGCUACAGGGACUGUUUGCUGCUGGGAGCCCUCAACAGUGGUACCAGUUUUGUGUCUGGCUUCGCAAUAUUUUCCGUCCUGGGCUUCAUGGCACAAGAGCAAGGGGUGGACAUUGCUGAUGUGGCAGAGUCAGGUCCCGGCCUGGCUUUCAUUGCCUACCCCAAAGCUGUGACCAUGAUGCCUUUCCCCACGCUCUGGGCUAUUCUCUUCUUCAUCAUGCUGCUGCUGCUGGGCCUCGACAGUCAGUUUGUGGAGGUGGAAGGGCAGAUCACAUCACUGGUGGAUCUGUAUCCGUCCUUCCUAAGGAAGGGUUACCGCAGAGAGGUCUUCAUCGCUAUCAUCUGCUGCAUCAGCUACCUGCUUGGACUCACCAUGGUUACCAAGGGUGGCAUGUACGUGUUCCAGCUGUUUGACUACUAUGCAGCGAGCGGUGUGUGCCUUCUGUGGGUGGCAUUCUUUGAAUGUGUAGCUGUCGCCUGGGUUUAUGGCGUUGAUAAUUUCUACGAUGCUGUUGAGGACAUGAUUGGCUACAGACCAAACCCUUGGAUGAAAUGGAGCUGGACAGUGAUCACUCCUCUUCUGUGCAUGAGCUGCUUCAUUUUCUCCUUGGUCAAAUAUAAGCCAUUGAAGUACAACAAACUCUACGAAUAUCCAGACUGGGCCAUUGGAAUCGGCUGGACCCUGGCCUUGGCCUCCAUGAUCUGCAUCCCCAUGGUGGUGGUCAUCAAGAUCAUUCGCUCUGAUGGACCCCUGAUCGAGAGGAUCAAGGCGGUGGCAGCUCCAGUUCGUGGCGGCGCCAGCUCCCGCCCGGCGGACCAUCGUGGCCCCAAAGAUCUGGCCUUCCCGCUGGACCCCAAUGGGAACAAGGGCCUGCUGCUGAAGGGCCCCAGUCACACCAUCGUAGAAACCAUGAUGUAAAGAGGUGGAGUCUCUCCAUGAGAACGCUCUCCCUCUCGUCCUCUUUGCUUCCUUUAGUUGUGUCUCGCUGUCUGUCUGGUGGACUCGACGGGUUUCAAAGGAUCCACUCUCAAAUCUUUCAAGGUGCUCUGGAGGCAGAGAUUCCUAACGCCGAUGAUCGCGUCCACACGAUUGGCUAUCAGUUCUUCAACUUCAGUUGUGUGGACAUUUUUUUUAAGCUAGCUAACAAUCGCUGAUCUGAAAUGAGACCAAAUGAGUCUGAAUCAAAAAGAUGUUCAUGACCAGUGGGAAAAAAAAAUGGUUCAGUGUUUUAAAAAGCCUGUUGUGUCGUCGACACGCAGGUUCUCGACGUGCCAACCGGUAGGUUCUGGUCCACACAGGUGGGUUCAGUUCAUUGAGUCUUAAAUCUGCGGCAAGUGAACUUCCUCAACGUGAAACAAUCAAAAAAUUGACCCGGGCCGCUGCAGUAUUUUAGUGUUGAAUGUAAACCCCGAUCCGACCAGGACGCUGGUUCUUAAAUGCACCUUAAGGUAUUGACGAUCGCCGUCCAUGAGAGGUCUGGGUAUCUAAAGGAUUUGAGAUGUUGGAGCCCCGCGAGUGUUUCGUCUGUGGUGACUGUAGUAGCUGCUCUCUAUAUCGAUCUCUGUUCUAGACCCGUUAGCGACUCUUAGCGACCCGGCUUCUUUUCUUCAGAGGACGUUUCUGUGACUCUGUUUUUUAUUGCGACUAUAACGUUGUUGAUAUUGGUAGUUUAGAUGAAGGAAACGCUUCUUUCAGACGGUGAAAAUGUUCCGCUGAUUAUUAUCGUAGUCAACCUCCCGCUCGCGUCUCAGGACGUGAGCCGCGUGUAGGCGCGGACGUCUUCUGUGUCAGUGUUGGAACUCCGUUGCUUCUGUGUUCUGUAUAUUCCAGGAGAUGGCACGUCGUCCAGGCGAUUCAGCGCCAGUUGAGUCCGAUCAUUUUACGUAUCAAGAGGGUUGCACGGUGUCGUGGGAUUUCAUAAAGAAGUCCAACUUCAAGGCGUCGAUUUUACUACAUUCUUUGUGAUCUAUAUUUAAUCUGACCUUUAGCAUGACCGCCAUCAAACCCUAGCUUGUGUUCUGGUUUUCUGAUUUCGGUGAUUCCUCUUAAACAUUUAACGCAAAAUAAUUUUGUGGUUGUGCGCUAUCAUUUAAGUCGUCACGUCAAUCGAGUGGAAACACUAAAUUGCCACCAUGUUCGCACCACGGUUCACUCCGGCAAAAGUGCUCAUCUCGGUAGCUAGCAUGUCAUGACGUCAGCUCUCUAGUCAUCUCGAACUACCAUGACUCAAAUGGAUGAGUGACAAUAACAAAAGCAAUAUGGUGAAAUUUGGAGACGACAUGAUGAAUGAUAAAUUCAACAUGCAACUUUGAUGAUAUCAGCCGGAUCAAAGACGUUUAGUUACACAGCCGACUCCUUGCUCUUGUAAAUCAUCGCUGUCGUGUCCCAAGUGCAGUUACCUUUCUUGCCCUUGUGGCCGACGGUGUUGUGCUCUGCCUUGUUUAUCCUGCACCUUAGCUGUGUAUUUUGGCCAUUAGAAGCCAAAAACGAAACCACUGCCAUCGUAAUCAGGGAGCGUCAUCAUCUGGAGCUGUGUCGGCCAAACAUCACACAACAUUAGCUUUGAUUUGAAGUCACUGUCUUAAGCCUUGAGCUCGGACACAACCCACCUCCACCCAUACUCCCAUCAUGUAAUGUGACUUUCGCUGCAUGGGAGACUGAAACGACGCAAGAAGAAGUGCUUUAAAAAACAGUCCGGUCAACACAAAUGUUUGAGGGUUAGAAACCCUCUUUCCACCUCCAGUGAGCACAAUGCAGAGAGCAUCAAUUCCUCGUACCCUUUUUGUUAGCAUGUGAUGCUAACGUUGAUGCAGAAGCAAUGAUGCAGUGGACUCGUUCAGUGCCGCCAUCAUUUCCUUGAGCUGAUGUGGUGUCGUGUUUGGAAGGCGUCGGAUCAGUCAUAUCACGGACUCGUGUUUUCAUCCAGUGUUUAAUGUCGAGUUGUUUUACGGAUUUUUAUCAAGCGUGAUAUCACCAGUAUAUUUGUGCACUUAUACAAUAGUAGUUAAGUAAGAUGUCUGUUAAGAGCUUCUGUUUCACUUUUAAUUGACAACCAAAAAAACAUUUCGUUUUUUAAAAGACAGUGCUCAUUUUCUUGAUUCUUAAAUCUUAUCAUAAUGACAAGUUGGACCAGAGCGGAUCGUGCUCUGGAUCUCGGCGUCAUGUGUGAUCCUGCUGCUGAAGAUCUGUUCUUCUAUCUUCUAUUGUUGACCUACAGAAGCUUGCUUCUUCUUGUCACAUUUGCCUGAUGUAUUCAAACCAUCGACCCCGACGUGUUCAACCUCCUUCGACAGACUGUGAUGUGCAAUAGACCCUCACUCUGUGAUGUGUUCUCCAAAACAAAAUGAAGAAUUGAAACCUCCUGCUGGCGAAUUCCGAACCGUUCCAGAAACAUGGAAGCUGUGUCAUGGGAGCUCUGAAUUUGCACUGAAAUCGAAAUUUGCUACUGAGAUGGUGUUUUUACAUUUAUGUGUUCUGAGUGUGAGACUGAAACGCAGCACCACUGCCACCAAGCCCGACUUCAUGUCUUUAUGCUGUUGUCGCUGUCUACAGUGUUGUACAGAACUUCACGCUCCUCGUCCCGGUGGUCAGGCAGCAACUUGUGGGUUUGCUAAGGUCCUCUACGCUUGUACUCUGAAGUAUUAAGAGUCUUCUCUAUGAGUCACAGUAUUUGUCGAGAACACCUAAAAACCUGUUUGAAGACACUCUUCAAUCUUUGACGUGUAACCAGUGUCAGACGUACCGUUCCUGAGUAACUUGUGUCUUCGGCGGCGCCGGGAGCGAUGGGCAGUACUUCUGAAAAGCCUGUGUUGGAUCUCUGAAGGCAGUUUCUAGAAAGCAUUCCAACUAGAUGGUUUGCGACUGGAUGAAGGUCUGCCCACCCUGGUUCCUCUUACUACCAUCAAGUGUGGACCUCCAGUUUCUUGGACGUGGGUUCUGCUGGUGUCUGAGCAAAACUGCUUUUGCAGACCAUGAAGAUCUGUCAACCAGACCUGCGACAGGCGUUUCACCCCGAAGCUGCUCUCUGCUCCUUGGUUCUCCACUGAACUGGCUCUCUAGACACAGAUUCUUCAACAAGGCUGAGUCAGAGAAGCUGCCGGAGAAGUGACUAGUAGACGAAGUCAUAUCUCUGUUCCACCCAUCCCUGUCUCCCACCUCCUCCUCUCCUCCGACGACGUCCCUCUCCUGCACCACCCCCUUUUUUUCUUUUGUUGAAGAAUGUACACGGGAAAAUGUUUUUGUUUUGAAUUCUUUUGGAAGAAAAACAUUUUUAAUGACUUUGAAAGGUUUUUAUUUUUUAUUUGUAUGGCCAACCUGUCAGUUAGAAAACAUGUCAAACUAAAAAAAAAUGUGUUUGAUCAAGUUUUACACAUGUGUAAGACCUUUUUUAUUUCUUAAUAAAAUCAGAAAAUACCUUCA
Synchiropus splendidus (mandarinfish) is the source of this 8369-nucleotide messenger RNA. Its product is annotated as sodium- and chloride-dependent taurine transporter-like. NCBI's taxonomy places the organism in Eukaryota, Metazoa, Chordata, Actinopteri, Syngnathiformes, Callionymidae. The transcript is spliced from 15 exons. Gene Ontology annotation, cellular component: plasma membrane. The record is from RefSeq and is a predicted model, not a curated record. Gene Ontology annotation, biological process: taurine transmembrane transport; neurotransmitter transport; sodium ion transmembrane transport. Bases 2988 to 4868 code for a protein of 626 amino acids. Gene Ontology annotation, molecular function: taurine:sodium symporter activity.